Messenger RNA from Peniophora sp. CBMAI 1063, 2070 nucleotides. The record is from the annotation of a GenBank genome assembly. NCBI's taxonomy places the organism in Eukaryota, Fungi, Basidiomycota, Agaricomycetes, Russulales, Peniophoraceae.
AUGCUAAGAGUGUCCCCGCAGGGCCUCACUCGACUGCUGCUAUGUGCGACCCCUCCGCCUCCGGUAGCUCGCAGACACGCACACGCACACGCCGUCGCGCACCUUCUCCGCCAACGCGAAUCACCGCCCCAUUCGAAUAUUGGGACUGGUCGCCAAGUCCCGGACACGCCUGCUGCUCCUCCGACCCCGAAACUGGCGCUGAGCGAAUACGAAGCGACGUUCAGAAGCGCAGAAAAAGACAUGCAGCCGCCGCGCGAGAUUCCCGGGCCGGAUGUGCCAGUGGAGGAGUCGGGCGAGGUUUCGUUGGCGUCCAAACUCAUGCAACGGAAGAAACCCACUGCUCCCUCGCAAGAGAGCGUGACCCAGGACGAAGUGGACACAGCCGAACCAGCCACUUCACAGGACGUCCCGGCUCCCGACUUCGACCCUCUGCACUGGCAUGGGAGGUUUCGCGCUCGCUCGCUAGCCGAGCGCCACAAGGGCAAGGACCCGACCACAUGGGUAGCACCAUUACGGGGUGCUCGAGUCUUGCGCCAACACCUUCACGCUCACGCCUAUCUCAAGAGUCUGGCCUCGUUAGAGGAGAAGUUGUUAGAAGACGGCGAAAACAAGACUACACUCCUCAAUUACCCUGCGCUCAACGUGCCUGCGAUGAUAAACUACCUCGAGAGUCUACCAGCAGACAUGAUACCCGACACAUACAGAGCGCACAGUCUACGCAUGACUCUUCUGUCUCAAAUCGCCCUAACAAACUCGCCGACGAUGGCCUGGGACUCCUACCAUCUUCUCACCCUUCUCCCGCACCGAGACGGCGUUCCCAUCGAACACCUGCAUCGACUGUCGCGCCUUCUUGCGAAGCAGCAGCCACGCACGCGACGGGUCUUUCUUCGCAUCCUCUCUGUGUUACGGGCGAUCCACGCCGCGGGAGGGAUUGUAAGGAGAUGGCAGUGGAACCUCCUCCUAGAUGCUGCAGGCGAGGGUACGCGAAAGGUCCACCUAGAGGACUUCCGCACGGCCCUGGACAUCCUGGACGACAUGCGUGGCGGGAGAGCGCCCGGGGAGACUUUCCUCUCUGCCGGCCGCGCCGGACGUGUCGACAACCUCACCUUUUCUCCCGACGACCACGACGACUUGGAUCACCUCGAAGACGACGUGUUGCAACAAGGCGAGCGCACUCAACAUGUGGACCCGGAACGCCAACCCGACCAUUGGACGCACACCACGCUUCUCGCUCUUGCAGCGCGCACGCGUGAUCGCCGUGCUCUUCGUCGGGCGUCGGCCUUACACUCCACGACCCCAUCUACCCAUGUCACGCAUCUCGUGCUCUUAUCAUUAUUCGCCAAACGUCAGGACUGGUCUGCUGUACGCGGCGCACUGCGGCGGAUCGGUCCACUCACACAGAAGGCUUUUGGCACGACAUUGUGGGCGUUUGCCAGCGCAGGGCGAACUGACGUUGCGGAGCGCAUGUAUAUGGUCUGCCGGGCAAGAGGUCAGGAGAGAAAGCGGUUGCAUCAAGAGCUGGUGGACAGCGAGCAUAUGCUGGUGACGAAGGUUGUGCGGCCGAAUGCCGCGGUGUACCAUGCGCUUAUCCAGGCUUACGCCUACCACGGAGACCUUGCGCGCUGUCUGAGAACGUUUCAAGACAUGCUCGUUGACGGAACACUGGUAUCUGACACCGGAUCCUCCACAUUUGAGCCGACCAUGACGGCGUAUCGUGCGAUAUUCUUGGGCUUUUAUCGGCAUGGCGAUGCGUCCAUGACACCUGAUGCUGUGUGGACUCUCCAACGCCUGCUACCUAUCUUUCACCGUUUUCUGGACCUACCGCCGGACGCGAAGCCCAAACGCACCCUGAUGUUUUGGAUCCUGUCGGCAUUGUGGCGGACUAGUGGACGGGACGCGGACGUAGUGUUGGAUGCUGUCGAGAAGUUGCAGGCGAGGUUCGGUGGAGGGGGCAGGUGGACUGGUCGGUUGGAAAGGAUGCGGGUUAUGGUGGAGGAUGUGGCUCAGGCUGGGGCCGGAGAGAAGAGCGGGAGGUGGGAGAUGGAGGGAGAUAGCGGUACACCACAAUAA